AUGACCUCAAAUACUGACUUACAAAAGUUACAAGACGAAGCUUUUUUAGAUCGUGUUCGUUUUUUCGAAGAAUUUUUAGAGGCAGAUAAGGAAAGGCUUGGACUUGAAAAAUUUUACAAGGAUGAGAUCGUUCAAAUGUUACAAAACAAUGAAAAUCGGUAUAUUGUUAAUCUUAACGAAUUACGUUAUUAUCAUGCAGAGAACGCUAAAAAGUUAGAAGGAUCACCCAAUGAAUGGAUACCGGCAUUUGAAAGAGCCUUAAAAAACAUAAUAAAAAAUCUUUCGUUGAGUAUUGGUCUAGGAAAUAAUGACGGAAUUGAAAAAAAUAUUGAAGAGCAAAAUUACUACAUCGGAUUCAACGGAACAUUUCAUAAUCACACUGGCAAUUUUUGUAGCAAAGAGUACCAUGAUUCUACAUCAAUCGGGAAUCAAAUUCCAUCAUCUUCCGCAUAUCCGACGGAAGAUGAAAAUGGUAAUCCAUUGACAACAGAAUAUGGAUAUUCGGUGUACCGUGAUCACCAGACAAUUUGUCUUCAAGAAAUGCCGGAGAAAAUGCCACCUGGAAUGUUGACCAGGUCCGUUGACAUCAUCUUGGACGAUGAUCUAGUAGAUAAAGUGAAACCCGGUGAUCGUAUUCAAUUAGCUGGUUGUUACCGAGCGAUAGGCAAGCCUACUCAGGGGUCAACUUCUGCAACAUUUAAAACCGUAAUUAUUGCAAACAAUGUUAUCAUUCUUUCCGGUGAAAUCGGAUAUAAAGCGAUUACAGAUGUUGAUACCGCAAAUAUUGAGAAAAUUGCAAAAAAUGGAAACGUUUUUGAGUUGCUUUCGCGAUCCUUGGCACCUUCGAUAUACGGGCAUGAAAUGAUUAAGAAAGCGAUAUUACUUAUGUUAUUGGGUGGAAAAGAACAAAAUUUGUCUAGCGGAACACACAUAAGAGGUGACAUUAAUAUCUUAAUGGUUGGUGAUCCAUCAACUUCAAAAUCGCAACUCCUUCGACGUGUUCUCAAUAUAGCACCACUUGCAAUUGCGACUACUGGUCGUGGUUCUACCGGUGUAGGUUUAACAGCAGCAGUUACUAGGGAUAAAGAAACAGGAGAAAAAUGUUUGGAAGCCGGUGCAAUGGUUCUCGGAGACCGAGGUGUCGUCUGCAUCGAUGAAUUUGAUAAAAUGAUUGAUAAUGACCGCGUUGCUAUACAUGAAGUGAUGGAACAACAAACCGUAACAAUUGCAAAAGCGGGUAUUCACACUUCUCUGAAUGCAAGGUGCAGUGUGAUUGCCGCAGCGAAUCCUAUUUAUGGACAGUAUAAUAUCCAUAAGGAUCCUUCUCAUAAUAUUGCACUACCAGAUUCAUUGUUAUCCCGUUUUGAUCUUGUAUUCGUCGUAACUGAUGAAAUAAACGAAGUACGAGACAGUUUAAUUUCCAAGCAUGUUUUGCGUUUACACGAAUAUCGACCACCUAAUUUGGAAGAAGGUGUUCCAAUUAAGGAAGACUCUGGGCAAACUAUUUUUAUGGAAGAGGCCGAGAAGAGCACAGAACCAACUCCAGUCUAUAUGCAUUAUGAUUUAUCACCAAAUGAUGGUAACGAUGACCAAAGGGAUACAAAUUCAGAUCAGACAAAUUUUCUUUCAUCAGAAUUUCUCAAAAAAUAUAUUCAGUACGCUAAAGGUUGUGAGGAACCUAGAUUAGGGAAAGCUGCUGCUGCAUACCUUUGCGAACUUUGGGUAACUCUUCGUAAUGAGAAAGAGAAAGAUGGAAAGGCAAAGACGUCACCUUUGACUCCACGUGCUUUAGAUUCACUUUUCCGUCUUGCUACAGCUCAUGCAAAGGCGCGUCUUGGUAAACGAGUUACAAUCAAAGAUGCUAAAGUUGCAGAAGAAGUGGUCAGAUUUGCACUUUUUAAAGAAGUUUCAGUUAAAGACCGGCGUAAAGGUAAAAUGGUCGAAUCUCUAACUAAGGACACAGAAGAUCUUAUGGACACAGAUGAAACGCGUCAACAAUCAUUUGUUGAGUUAGAUUUUGAUACUCUUGUUAUUGAAGAUAAUAGGGAAAUAAUUACUUCGGAAAGAAUGACACUAUUCCAAGAACACUUAAACCGCAUUACAUCUACUGCUCCACAUGAAAAUUCAAUUUCAUUUGAUGUCCUUAUACAAGAAAUUAAUAAUAAUUUACCAGAAAAUCAAGCAUAUACCAGAGAAGAAGUUAACGCAGCGUUGAAAAAGAUGCAAGACAGGAACAAAUUGAUGAUUUCAAAUGACGACGAUAUGAUUUAUCUAAUAUAA
Molecule: messenger RNA, 2280 nt
Organism: Funneliformis mosseae
Lineage: Eukaryota; Fungi; Glomeromycota; Glomeromycetes; Glomerales; Glomeraceae
Source: the annotation of a GenBank genome assembly